Molecule: messenger RNA, 4443 nt
Organism: Oncorhynchus kisutch (coho salmon)
Lineage: Eukaryota; Metazoa; Chordata; Actinopteri; Salmoniformes; Salmonidae
Product: cysteine-rich hydrophobic domain-containing protein 2
Exons: 6
Coding region: 284-796 (170 amino acids)
Source: RefSeq, a predicted model, not a curated record
GAAUACUUUCUGUGGAAUUCCUGAAUCGAUGACGAAAGAACGUCUCUCUCCUUCCGGUUUCAGGGCACUGCGGCGGAUGUUGAUAUUCUGUUUUGGAGACCACAACCAGAGUUAGCUAGCGAGCUUUCGUCGUUGCCGGAGUUUUUUUUUGUUAGUUGUUGUUUGGUUGUUGUCUGACUUUUUUUUAAUCGUUUUUCAACCGGGGGAAGGAACCCAUUCCCCAAACGACGGCACCGUGUCUCUCCCGGCGCCUCACCGGGUAAACGCGAGGCCGAGUCGUGCGAUGAUGGAGGACUUCGACGAGAUCUACGAGGAGGAGGAGGAGGAAGAGGAGGACGAGGAGAGGGCCGCGGAGGAACAGCUGUUAAAAUACGCUCCAGACCCGGUGGUCGUCCGAGGAUCUGGCCACGUCACUGUGUUUGGACUCAGUAACAAGUUUGAGUCAGAGUUCCCAUCGGCACUUACAGGGAAGGUGGCGCCAGAGGAGUUCAAGGCCAGUAUAAACCGUGUUAACGGCUGUCUGAAGAAGACGCUGCCAGUGAAUGUGCGUUGGCUGCUGUGUGGCUGUCUCUGUUGCUGCUGUACACUGGGCUUCAGUCUCUGGCCCGUCAUCUGUCUGAGCAAAAGGACACAGAGAUCCAUGGAGAAGCUGUUGGAUUGGGAGAACAGCAGACUGUACCACAAGCUGUGUUUGCAUUGGAGGCUGAGCAAGAGGAAGUGUGAAACCAACAACAUGAUGGAAUAUGUAAUCCUGAUAGAGUUCCUACCCAAGAUCCCCAUUUUCAGACCGGACUAGCUCUCCGCGGCCCCACCCACAUCCUCCCGUGGUGCCUCUCUUCACUCGGCCCAGUCACCUCUCCAAAAUGGCCUCCUCUUUCCUCCCCUAACCAGGCCCAUACCCCUAAAACAACAACACCAUUUAGUGUUUACUGGACAUUAUCUAACUUCUCUAUCUAGCCCCUCUAUAUACCCAGAAAACACCUGUUUACACCCUAAAGCCCCUCCCCUUCUCUGAUGUCAACCUUCGACCCCUGAUCUGUUGGAGGAGACGUGGCCUUUUGACCCCCCCGGGGUGGCCAUGUUGACUGUCAUCGGUCUGUGGGUCAUCAUGGGAGACCCAGCUCAGAAAGGGUGUAAACGGUACCAUAGAACUGUGGAACUGGACUCCUAAUUUUGGACCUGCAAUGAUGGACCUCCUCUUCACAGCCCUUCCCUGUACACGAGGCACAAUCUUUACUCAGAUUUAUACCCCCGUUAUGUUGUACCCCAACCUGAACUAUGAGACACUGUUGGAACAGUUGAUAUUAUACUCUGUUCUAGAACCUCUAUGGAACCGCUGAGGUGACAAUCAAUGGAUUAGCUACGGAACUACUACAGAACUUCAAUGGAACUAAUAUAGAACAUUGACAGAACUUCAAUGGAUUAGCAAACGGAACAGCUAUGGAACUGGCAGAACAUCAUUAGAACAGCGAUGGAACUGACAGAACAUCAUUAGAACAGCUAUGGAACUCCCAACGGAAUGUCAUUGGGCUCCCGAGUGGCGCGGUGUUCCAAGACACUGCAUCUCAGUGCAAGAGGCGUCACUGGUUCGAAUCCAGGCUGUAUCACAUCCGGCCGUGAUUGGGAGUCCCAUAGGGCGGCGCACAAUUGGCCCAGCGUCGUCCGGGUUUGGCCGGGGUAGGCCGUCAUUGUAAAUAAUAAUUUGUUCUUUAAAUGACUUGCCUAGUUAAAUAAAGGUUAAAUACAAAUGGAACAUUGGUAGAACAGUUGUGGAACUUGCAGCAUCAUUCGCCUUUUGACUGGUCAUAGUAUCGGUAGUGAACAGCCAAACUAACCACAGUGGAUCAGUAGAGAGAACAGCCAAACUAACCACAGUGGAUCAGAAGAGAGAACAGCCAAACUAACCACAGUGGAUCAGUAGAGAGAACAGCUAAACUAACCACAGUGGAUCAGUAGAGAGAACAGCCAAACUAACCACAGUGGAUCAGUAGAGAGAACAGCCAAACUAACCACAGUGGAUCAGUAGAGAGAACAGCCAAACUAACCACAGUGGAUCAGUAGAGAGAACAGCCAAACUAACCACAGUGGAUCAGUAGAGAGAACAGCCAAACUAACCACAGUGGAUCAGUAGAGAGAACAGCCAAACUAACCACAGUGGAUCAGUAGAGAGAACAGCCAAACUAACCACAGUGGAUUAGUAGAGAGAACAGCCAAACUAACCACAGUGGGUCAGUAGAGAGAACAGCCAAACUAACCACAGUGGAUCAGUAGAGAGAACAGCCAAACUAACCACAGUAGAUCGGUAGAGAACAGCCAAACUAACCACAGUGGGUCAGUAGAGAGAACAGCCAAACUAACCACAGUGGAUCAGUAGAGAGAACAGCCAAACUAACCACAGUAGAUUAGUAGAGAGAACAGCCAAACUAACCACAGUAGGUCAGUUGAGAGAACAGCCAAACUAACCACAGUGGAUCAGUAGAGAGAACAGCCAAACUAACCACAGUAGAUCGGUAGAGAACAGCCAAACUAACCACAGUGGGUCAGUAGAGAGAACAGCCAAACUAACCACAGUGGAUCAGUAGAGAGAACAGCCAAACUAACCACCGUGGAUCAGUAGAGAGAACAGCCAAACUAACCACAGUAGGUCAGUUGAGAGAACAGCCAAACUAACCACAGUGGUCAGUAGAGAGAACAGCCAAACUAACCACAGUGGGUCAGUAGAGAGAACAGCCAAACUAACCACAGUAGGUCGGUAGAGAACACCCAAACUAACCACAGUGGAUCAGUAGAGAGAACAGCCAAACUAACCACAGUAGAUCGGUAGAGAGAACAGCUAAACUAACCACAGUGGAUCAGUAGAGAGAAUAGCCAAACUAACCACAGUGGAUCAGUAGAGAGAACAGCCAAACUAACCACAGUGGGUCAGUAGAGAGAACAGCCAAACUAAACACAGUGGGUCAGUAGAGAGAACAGCCAAACUAACCACAGUGGGUCAGUAGAGAGAACAGCCAAACUAACCACAGUGGAUCAGUAGAGAGAACAGCCAAACUACUUUAGACCAGAGCCCUAUUCCCUAUGUAGUGCACUACUUUAGACCAGAGCCCUAUUCCCUAUGUAGUGCACUACUUUAGACCAGAGCCCUAUUCCCUAUGUAGUGCACUAAUUUAGACCAGGGCCCAUAGGGCUCUGUAUAGGGAAUAGGAUGCAAUUUGGGACAGCUUUGGCUGAUUAGUAAAGGUCAAGGGUCAUGCUCAGGGGGUUACCAUGGAGAUAGAGGAAUAUGUAGAAUUAAAACGGAAUGGCCAAACCUACUCCUGGAGAGAUGCUACUGGCCGUGCAGGCUUUUACUCCGACCCUGCUCUAACACACCUGAUUCUACUAAUCAGUCUAAUCAGAACCUUGACUGGCAGAAUGAGGUGUGUUAGAGCAGGGCUGAAGCAAAAGCCUGCAGACCCAGUAGCUCUCUGGGAGGAGGGUUGAUAUCACCAAGACCACUUUAGGUUCAUACGGCAUCAACUAGCUUUCUGAUUGGUUACCUGUGUGUGUAGUUUAACUGUUAUCUCAGUCCAUGAUUGGAUCUUGGUCACUCCUUUUUAUAUUCUUUGUCUGGUAUUUCUGAACAGGUGUGUUAUGAUCCUAGCAGACGUGUGUGGAUGAAUGAUCACGUAACGUCUGUGUGUGUGUUUUACGGAUGUGAAAUAGCUAGCUAGUUAGCGGCGCGCGCUAAAUAGCGAUUCAAUCGAUGACGUCACUUGCUCAAAGAAUUGCAGCCCAGUCAGAUCGGGGGUGUAUUUAUUAGUCGACCACCGUAGCAUAACGUUUUGCAACAACAAAAAAACAAGUGUUGGUUGAGUAGGAGUCCUGAGCUAGGAUCAGGUCUGUUUCCUAGUGAAUACACCCCAUGGUGUUCAAUUGGAGUGUUACUGUCCCCAUUCUACCAUUAGGUUGGUACUCCCAACACUGUUGCUAUCCAUUCUACCAUUAGGUUGGUACCCCAACACUGUUACUGUCCAUUCUACCAUUAGGUUGGUACUCCAACACUGAUCUGAAGCUGUGACCAAAGAUUGGGGUCCAUCUCCCCAAGAAGGUUGAUCAUCCUGGAACACGACUCAGUUCCUUUUCUCAACACCAUAUCGAUGAUGUCACGUGCCUUCUCUGCCCUCUCAGCAAUCCCCUUCACUGACUCCAUGUCCUCCUGGUUGAUGACUGUGUGUUGCAGGAGUCUGUCCAGCAGUUCAUUCAGGACAGGUCCUGAUACUCGUUUCACAAACUCUGUCCGUACAGAACGCAGCUGCUGCUCUGCAGAACCAGUCAGACUGCUCUCAGCCGGACCUCCUGCCCCCGACACAGCACCUGAGACAGUCAGGUUACAAAAUAACUACAUUUGAGUCAUUUUAGAAGCAGACACUUUCCUCCUUAAAUAAAAGAGACCUGAAAUAACAA